Molecule: messenger RNA, 1128 nt
Organism: Caenorhabditis remanei
Lineage: Eukaryota; Metazoa; Nematoda; Chromadorea; Rhabditida; Rhabditidae
Exons: 3
Coding region: 1-1128 (375 amino acids)
Biological process (GO): innate immune response
Source: RefSeq, a predicted model, not a curated record
AUGUCGGAUCCACCUUCUCCACCACGCCCCUCUUCUCCACCCACUCUUCUCAAAAUGCCAAAAGAAAUUCUGACAUCGAUAAUAGGAGACACGACAGCGCUAGCAAUACAAUCUCUCCGGAAAACGUCGAAAAGCUUGCGAACAUUCAUCGAUGAGAAGCCAAUCAACUUGAAUCUUCCACCAGAAGCCAUAUAUUUCGUUGUUUUCGAAAAUCAAAUUGAUUUGACUAUAAUGUAUACCGAUGAGGAUCGACCGAAAGAACAUGGUAUUGAAGAGUUUCAAAUGUCGACCACCUAUAAGCAAACCGACGAGGGAUGCGUGUAUUAUAACAGUGCAGAUGUCGAUUUAUCUAUGGGAAAACUGCUGAGAGGUGAAGAUAGCUUCGAAAUCGCCUACAAUGAUUUUGAAUCCUUCCUAAGAGGUCAUGCUGGCGUUUUGGAGGAAUGCAGUGUGGAAUUUCAACCCAUUCAAUCAGAAAUCAAACGUCAAAAAUCAGCUGAUCUACAACAAAAGCUGAUCGCAUACCUACAGUCGAGAAGUGAAUUAUUCCAAGUUGAGGAACUAUCUAUCACUGCCCCAACAGGAACUGAGAUACUGUCACUCUUGCGAUGUUUCUGCCCGUUGGCAGUGGAAAGGCUUAUAUUUUCUGAUGGAAGAAUAUCAUCCAUGGAUCACUUGCUCUUCGAUGCAAGAGGAGCUCAUCGACAGUUGGAUGUCAGUAAUCUCGUUCUAACGGAGCAUUGGAAAAAAGCAUUUAGUAUUGAAAUACACAGAUGCUUAGUCCAAUCUCCAAUUCAUUUUUUUGCUACGCCCAUGUCUAUUUUCAUGUUGGAUACACUCAAAUUGGAACACUUGUGUAUGAUGAGAGACUCAUUCAAAUUGUUUCCAUUCGACAGACAGUGCUCAAUUAAAUUCAACAAUUUCGAGAACGAGGAGACUGCGAGUGUGGAGUUCGGUCGAUACUCUAAUGAUGGACGCACUACAUGUUGGUUCUUCUUGUUUCCAGGAACGAAUAACGUAAUGAGAUUCGAAAAAAGAUUCACCGGUCAACGUGAAAUAAAGAUCGAGAAUGUUGUCAUCCCACCUUCAGAUCUAGCCAGAAUUCCUUUCAAUAUUCUUCAAGUGUAA